CUGUAGACCCACCCUCUUCUUUGAUGUAAGAAAUGAGCAUUAAAACACAGGAAGCAUUGGUUUUGAACAAACAGCGUUGUGGCAGUAUGAGGUCCAGUGCAUUGUCCUUCAUCCUCUUGUUGAUGCUAUUAUGCAGCCAUUCUGGACUCACUCAAGUGGAACCAAAAGCUGUAGUGAAGGUGAGUCCAGAUCAGCGUGUGUUCAGAGGAGAGACAGUCACUCUCACAUGUGACAUACAGGGAGCAGGAGACAUUCAGUGGACAUACAGCUGGUUUAAAGAUGGUUCAGUCAUCCCAGACAUCACUGAGAGAGUCUACACCAUCACAUCUCUGUCUGAUAAUAGUAAAUACAGCUGUGAAGCAAAGAGCAUCAGCGAUGCUGUUACAUUGACUUUAUCAGAUUUACCCAGAUCUAAGCUGACUUUGACACCAAACAGUCCUGUAUACGCUGGAGAGACAGUCAAUCUGAAGUGCGUGAUUGAGUCUUACAGUGACUGGAGAUGGAGAAAUGGCCUGACAAAUGACUGGAGAUAUGAGUGGUAUAAAGGCAGAUACAGUGUAAUGUUACAGACGUCUGAGCGUUACACUGUAAACAGAGACACUCUCACUAUCAGAGGAGCUACUGAGUCUGAUCAGGGUCAGUACUGGUGUAGAGGACAGAGAGAUGGAAGACCAAACUCAUCACAAUCAAGCUCUGCUGUUUCUCUCACUGUGAAGGCGAGUCCAAAAGCUGUAUUGAAGGUGACUCCAGAUCAGCGUGUGUUCAGAGGAGAGACAGUCACUCUCACAUGUGACAUACAGGGAGCAGGAGACAUUCAGUGGACAUACAGCUGGUUUAAAGAUGGUUCAGUCAUCAGAGACAUCACUGAGAGAGUCUACACCAUCACAUCUGUGUCUGAUAGUGCUGAAUACAGCUGUAGAGGAGAGAGAUCAGACUCACAGAGAUCAGACAUCAGUGCUGCUGUUACACUGACUGUAUCCGAUUCAUACAGAGCUGCACUGAUUGUGACACCAGACAGUCCUGUAUUCACUGGAGAGAGAGUGAUUCUGAAGUGUGUGAUUGAGUCUUACAGUAACUGGAGAUAUGAGUGGUAUAAAGACACAGACAGUGUAAUGUUACAGACGUCUGAGCGUUACACUGUAAACAGAGACACUCUCACUAUCAGCGGAGCUACUGAGUCUGAUGCGGGUCAGUUCUGGUGUAGAGGACAGAGAGAUGAAAGACCAAACUCAUCACAAUCAAGCUCUGCUGUUUAUCUCUCUGUGAAGGCUUUACCCAGAUCUACACUGACUGUGAGACCAGACAGUCCUGUCUUCACUGGAGAGACAAUCAGUCUGAAGUGUGUGAUUGAGUCUUACAGUAACUGGAGAUAUGAGUGGUAUAAAGGCAGAGACAGUGUAAUGUUACAGACGUCUGAGCGUUACACUGUAAACAGAGACACUCUGACUAUCAGAGGAGUGAAUGAGUCUGAUCAGGAUCAGUUCUGGUGCAGAGGACACAUUGACGGAAGACCAGUCUCAUCAUACUCAAGCUCUGUUUAUCUCACUGUGACGGAGAGACCAAAAGCUGUAGUGAAGGUGACUCCAGAUCAGCGUGUGUUCAGAGGAGAGACAGUCACUCUCACAUGUGACAUACAGAGAGCAGGAGACAUUCAGUGGACAUACAACUGGUUUAAAGAUGGAAACACUUUAUAUCCAUACAGAACAACAACAGCAGAGAUCAGUUUCAGAGCUGAUUAUGUGUCUUACAGUGUUAAAUACAGCUGUAGAGGAGAGAGAUCAGACUCACAGAGAUCAGACACCAGUGCUGUGGUUACACUGACUGUAUCAGAUCUGAAGCCAAAGCCUGAACUCACAUCAGAUCCUGCAGGAGCUGCACUGACAGGAAACACAGUGACUUUGACCUGUCACAUGAAUCUGUCCCCUGGAUGGGACUUUUACUGGUACAAAUACACACUGAACUCUGAGACAAAGACACAAACAAACUCCUACAGAGUGAAGAUUGAUUCAGUGUCUGAUGGAGGCCAGUACUGGUGUAGAGCUGGAAGAGGAAAACCAGUCUACUACACACAAUACAGUGAUGCACUGUGGGUAAAUGUUAGAGUGAGUCCUAAAGCUGUAGUGACAGUACGGCCUGAUGAACGAGUGUUCAGAGGAGAAACAGUCAAUCUGAGAUGUGAUAUAAAGUGGGGAGGAGACACUGAGUGGACGUACAGAUGGGAAACACAGGGAAGAAACUACCAAUAUACAAACUCUGUCAGGAGAAUCUCAACACAAGAGUUGAACAUCAUCAGUGUUGAAGUCUUUCACAGCGGUAAAUACACCUGUACAGGACAGAUGGGAACACAGAGCUCUCAGCGCAGUGAUGCUGUUACACUGAAUGUAUCAGCUGAAGCUCAGGCAGCAGUGCGAGUGUCUCCACAGCCGUGGCUGACUGAAGGAGACUCAGUGACUCUGAUCUGUGAGGUUACAGGCUCCUCUACAGGCUGGACGUUCAGCUGGUUCAGAGAUGAUGAUCGUCUGUCCGACAGCAGCAGAGGAGCUGGAGGCUCUUACACUCUCAGUCCUGCUGCUCUACAGCACACAGGAGUUUAUACAUGCAGAGCAGAGAGAGGACGACCGGCCUAUUACACAAAGAACAGUAACACACAGCCACUGUGGAUCACUGGUGUUUCUCCUUCAGUGUCUCUGGUGGUCAGUCCCAGCAGAAGUCAACACUUCUCAACUGACUCUCUCUCUCUGAGCUGUGAGGAUCAGAGGAACUCUGCUGGAUGGACAGUGAGAAGAUACACAAACAGAAACACAGAAGAUUGUUCAACACAAACAGGAUCUAGAUGUCGAAUCAUCUCUCUCAGCACAUCUGACUCUGGAGUUUACUGGUGUCAGUCUGAAUCUGGAGAGAAACGUCAUCCCCUAAACAUCACUGUUUAUGAUGGUGAUGUGAUUCUGGAGAGUUCUGUUGAUCCUGUGAUUGAGGGACAUACUCUGACUCUACACUGUUUACAUCGAUCUACAAACUCCCCGAUCCUCAGAGCUGAUUUCUAUAAAGAUGGAUCACUCGUCCAGCAUCAGACAACAGGAGAGAUGAACAUCACCACUGUCUCAAAGUCACACGAGAGUUUCUACUACUGUAAAACAGAGAGAGGACAGUCACUGCACAGCUGGAUCUCAGUCAGAGUGUCACGUUCAGGUCAGAUUUCUGUCUUCAAGAUUCUUAGUUCUCUUCUGGCAGCUUGUAUGUUUCUGCUGGCCACAGUCGUGCUGCUUUUCAAAUGCUGCAGAGCGAGAGUUCCAUCUGCUGAAGACCAAAGCCAGUAUUCAGUGAGAGAAGAAACUUCAACCUGAAGCUUUAAAAAUUCUGAAUAUUAAUCAAACUGUUAUUUCUGUCAACAUAUUUGAUUUACCUUAUAUCACUUAUAUUUUAAUGUGUUAUUCUGCUUUUAUAUCCUCAUUUAUAUAUACUCAUCAAAAAAAAAAAAAAAUAGAUUUUGUUGGUUUUGGUCACUAGUUGCCUGUUUUUAGAUCACUUAAAUAUUUAGUUAACAUUAAUUACAAAAGUUUUAUUCUGUGUCACAUAUUCUGUAUAAAUGAAUAAAUGAAAUUAAUGUGUAGCAUUAUAGAAGUAAAUAAAUAUCUUGGUUUGUCUUGCAUGUGUAUCAUCCGUUGUAAUUCAUCGUCUAAUCCAAAAACAAUGUCAAAUAUGUCUUUUUUUUCUUACUGAGAAAACUAAUUGACUUAGCCCCAUUCACACCAAGAACGAUAACUAUAAAGAUAACAAUAUUAGCAUCCACACCAGCGAACGAU
Cyprinus carpio (common carp) is the source of this 3803-nucleotide messenger RNA. Its product is annotated as Fc receptor-like protein 5. Bases 33 to 3344 code for a protein of 1103 amino acids. The record is from RefSeq and is a predicted model, not a curated record. NCBI's taxonomy places the organism in Eukaryota, Metazoa, Chordata, Actinopteri, Cypriniformes, Cyprinidae. Gene Ontology annotation, molecular function: transmembrane signaling receptor activity. The transcript is spliced from 15 exons. Gene Ontology annotation, biological process: cell surface receptor signaling pathway.